AUGGAUGGGGCGAGCCUCCCCUCCGGCGACGCGACGCAAUCCCUGUUCCGACUUCGACUCGGGAUUUUUUACGACGCAAGAUCUCCGUCAUUUUUGACAAGGAGACGGCCAUCAGCCGAGAGCGGCGGAGAGCGGCGCCGCCGAGUCGCCCGGGUACCCGGCCCAAUCUCCGAGCAUCCAAGUUUACGCGGCACCCCGCUGGCGAUGCUCGCGGCGCAGUGCAACAAGCUGUCGAGCAAGUCACCGCCCCCGCUGGCCGACGCGGCGGUGGGCAAAGGGUUCCAUCCGUGGAAGAAGAGCCCGGGAGCCCAUUCGCCGCCCGGCGCGGGCUCCGCGCCGCGCUCCCAGCCGCCCCCCUGCGGCCCGUACGCGCGCGGCCCCGCGACCUGCGCCGCCGCGCCCUCUUACGGCAACGACCUCUACUUCCCCUCCUCCGGCGACCAGUUGCUUGGCAAAAGCGAGUCCAGUGCCAGCCUCGGCUCCAUGUACUCCCGGCACCCGUACGAGUCGUGGCCGUUCAACGUCGGCGGGGGCGGGGGCAGCGGCGCCCUUAAAGCCGCCGAGAUGGGCGGCGUCAGCGCGGUCGGCAGCGCUUGGUGGGACGUGCACGGCGGCUGGCUGGAUGUUGGCGGACAGAUGGCCAACUACGCCGGACAAGACUACUCGCAACUGACACAUUCCUUAUCGGGCGGCGCGCACUUGCUGCCACCGGCACCUCACCUGCUGCAGGACGCUUACAAGUCGGUACUGCCGACGCAGGGCUCGUUCGGGCUGCAUACGCCGGGCUCGCCUGCGCCGCCCGCCCAAGCGCCCUCGCCACGCUCGCAGAGGCGCUACGCGGGCCGCGCCACCUGCGACUGCCCCAACUGCCAGGAGGCGGAGCGCCUAGGCCCUGCUGGGGCGCACCUCCGCAAGAAGAACAUACACAGCUGUCACAUACCCGGCUGCGGCAAGGUCUACGGGAAGACGUCCCACCUGAAGGCGCACCUGCGCUGGCACACCGGCGAGCGCCCGUUCGUCUGCAACUGGCUGUUCUGCGGAAAGCGCUUCACCCGCUCCGACGAGCUGCAGAGGCACCUGCGCACCCACACGGGCGAGAAAAGAUUCGCGUGUCCCGUGUGCAACAAGAGGUUUAUGCGCUCCGACCACCUCGCGAAGCACGUGAAGACGCACAACGGCGGCAAGAAGGGCAGCUCGGACUCGUGCUCGGACUCUGAAGAGAACAGCCAGGGUGAGGGCGGUGCGGGGGGUAGGUCGCCCGAGCACCAGCUCGACGUGAAGCCCAGUGCGCUCGUG
Iphiclides podalirius (scarce swallowtail) is the source of this 1296-nucleotide messenger RNA. The record is from the annotation of a GenBank genome assembly. NCBI's taxonomy places the organism in Eukaryota, Metazoa, Arthropoda, Insecta, Lepidoptera, Papilionidae.